Molecule: messenger RNA, 491 nt
Organism: Saprolegnia parasitica CBS 223.65
Lineage: Eukaryota; Oomycota; Saprolegniomycetes; Saprolegniales; Saprolegniaceae
Exons: 1
Biological process (GO): protein import into mitochondrial matrix
Cellular component (GO): mitochondrial outer membrane translocase complex; mitochondrial outer membrane
Molecular function (GO): transmembrane protein transporter activity
Source: RefSeq, a predicted model, not a curated record
AUGGUCGACAUUGACUUUAGCGCGGCCGACUGCUCGGCCAACUUGAAGGUCGGCAACGGCCUCCUCCUCGGCGUCAACUACCUCCAGAGCGUCACGAAGGAGUGGGCGAUCGGCGGCGAAGGCUACUACUACGGCAAGCACCGCAAGACGAUCGCGUCGUACGUGGCCAAGUACACGGACGCCAAGUGGACCGGCAUUGCCUCGUACGGCUCGCAGGGCACGCUCCAGCUGCACUACCUCCGCAAGGUCUCGGACCGCGUCCGGCUCGCGACCGAGCUCGUGUACAACGCGCCGUCGGGCGAGGCUGCGAGCACGCUCGGUGUCGAGGUCGAUUUGCGCCAGACGCGCUUCGUCUCGAGCAUCGACCACACGUUCAAGCUUGCGACGUCGCUCGAGUGCAAGGUGCUGCCGCAGCUCCAGCUGCUUCUCUCGGCCGAGGGCACACCGGCCGCGGACGACCUGAAGUUUGGCUAUGGCUUUCAAUUUAUGAU